This is a messenger RNA of Lonchura striata (white-rumped munia), 1245 nucleotides long. RefSeq names its product aldehyde dehydrogenase family 3 member B1. Lineage: Eukaryota; Metazoa; Chordata; Aves; Passeriformes; Estrildidae. Gene Ontology annotation, biological process: aldehyde metabolic process. Gene Ontology annotation, cellular component: cytoplasm. Gene Ontology annotation, molecular function: aldehyde dehydrogenase (NAD+) activity; 3-chloroallyl aldehyde dehydrogenase activity. The record is from RefSeq and is a predicted model, not a curated record.
UCAAUCCAUGUUUUCCCUGCCCACAGGCAGCUCCCCGGUGGGGCGGAUCGUGAUGGCAGCUGCUGCCAAGCACCUGACACCAGUGACACUGGAGCUGGGGGGCAAGAACCCCUGCUAUGUGUCUGACACCUGUGAUGUGACCAACGUGGCACGGCGCGUGGUCUGGGGCCGCUUCUUCAACGCGGGGCAGACCUGCAUCGCGCCCGACUACCUGCUCUGCACCAUAGAGAUGCAGGAGAAGCUCAUGCCCGCCUUGCGCGAGGCCAUCACUGAGUUUUUCGGCUCCAACCCCCGAGAAUCCCCGGAUUUUGGCCGCAUUGUGAGUGACAAACAGUUCCAGCGCCUGCGGGCACUGCUGUGCAGCGGGCGUGUGGCCAUCGGGGGACAGACGGAUGAGGCCGAGCGCUACAUCGCUCCCACGGUGCUGGCAGAUGUGCUGCCCUCGGACCCUGCCAUGCAGGAGGAGAUUUUUGGGCCCAUCCUACCCAUCGUUGUCAUUGCCAACAUGGAUGAAGCCAUUGACUUCAUCAACGCACGGCCGCGGCCAUUGGCCAUCUACGCCUUCUCCUGUGACAGCAAGAUAGUGAAUCAGGUCCUGGAGCGGACGAGCAGCGGAGGCUUCUGUGGCAAUGACACCCUGAUGCACUUGACACUGACCUCGCUGCCCUUCGGAGGCAUUGGGAACAGUGGGGCGGGAAAAUACCAUGGGAAGUUCACCUUUGACACCUUCUCCCACCACCGUGGCUGCCUGCACCGGAACAUGGGGCUGGAGACGCUCAACACCCCGCGCUAUCCCCCCUACACCCAGCAGAAGUUGGGGCUCCUCACGACCACCUUUGAGGUGAAGCGCAGGGGCACCUGCACCCUGCUCUGAGGCUGCCAUGCCCUGCUCUGAAGAUGCCACGGAGUCAGUGGGAAGGACCGGGACUGUCCUGCUCUCCCUCUUCAUCACGCUGCCCACUCUGCACCGUGUCCUUUGCCUUGCUGGAGCAUGUUGGACAGCCAGGAUGGACAUCCCCUCCUGCACCCUUGUGGCCUCUGCUCCAAACCAUUUUCCAGGACACAGCUGAAAUGACGAAAAUCUUUUUCUUACUCCGAACUUCUCUUUCUGGUGGAGAAGCGCUCCCAUCAGUCCCAUCUCCCCUCACAUGGACUUUUCCUUUGGAAUGAACCUCUCUCCCUCCUCACUGUUACUCUUUGCUCCGUGUAACUCUGCCUGUAGUAAAGACUUUGCAUCAAACUCUA